CCCUGCUGCGUGUCGUCGGUUUCUGUUUCCGUGUAGAAGUCAUGACAGCCUCUUCCUCCUCUUCCUCCUCCUCCUCCUCUAGACUCAGGCACACUGCCGUUGUUUGCCGGUAAGUCGAGCCUCCCGGUGGUUCCCGGUGAGCUGCGGCUCCUCGAGGGGAACCGAAAGUCGCCGCAAUGGGGACACCGGGGAGCGAUGCGCCGCUCACACACCUGCGGAAGGCUGAGGACCGGGACCGGGACCGGGACCGGCGCUACCACCCGGAUCUUCUGCCCCCGCUGCUGGAGGAUGAGGAGAACGUGUCCCUGAUGGACGUGCUGUCCCUGAGGGACCACUGCCUGACGGAGGAGGAGGUGUGGGCGGUGUGCGCCGAGUGCGCGGCGGCGCUGCAAAGCAUCCGAGGCUCCGCCCUCUUCCACACGCUGUGCAUCACGCCCGACACGCUGGCCUUCAACGCCCACGGCAACGUGAGCUUCAUGGAGCAGCUCAGCGAUGACCCCGAGGGCUCCUUCGUGCCCCCCGAGUUCGACCACACGGGCAGCACGUUCCAGGGUCACGUCUACUCUCUGGGCUCGACGCUCGCCGCCGCCCUGAACUUCGUCAUCGAGCCGGAGCUGGAGGCCCAGCUGGGGGAGGAGAUCCGGAGGCUGCUGGAGCAGAUGCAGGAGGAGAAGCCCGAGGACAGGCCUCUGCUGCAGGACAUCCUCCGCCUGGCCGCAGCGCGGCUGCCUCACACCUCGCCGGCAGCCGUGGGCCGCCAGCUGUCUUCUGCCGGGCGGCGGAUGCUCUCCCUGGAAUCCGUGUCCACCGUUCAAGACGGGCAGGAAGGCUCCUGGGAGGCGAGGUGGCAGCAUCCCGAACCCCGACGUCUGCUCCGGAGGCCGAGCUCGGAAAAGGAGAAGAAUGAGGAGGAGGAGGAGGAGGAAGAGGAGGAGGAGGAGGAGGAGGAGGAGGAGGAGGAGGAGGAGGAGCUCCGUGCUGGCGUUCCCGUGAAAGCCAACGGUGUGAGCCGGCAGCAGGUGUGCGGUGGCUGGGAUUCCUCUCUCUGGGCGGAGGAUGCGGGCGGCGUGAUCCUGGCCGACGGGUCGGACUGCAGGUCCCACCGCGGCUCCCCGGUGAGGACGAGGGCCCGGCAGAGGCCGAGCGGGGCGAGGGGGGCCCUGAACCGCUCCUGCUCCGUGCCGGACUCCAACAACCCCCCGUGUCCGUCCCCGCCGGCCCACGGAGACAUCAGCGUGCCCGUGGCCGACCUCACGGAGAUAGGGGGGGCGGACGAGUCCGCGUGGACCGGUAGGCUUCAAAGACUGGACCGGGCCUGCUCCUGCGAUGCCGACUCUGAGGACUGGGGGAACCGAAUGUCUCGGGGCCGGCAGGACGCGGCAGAGACGUGGCGCGGCGGGGACACGAGCGGCCCAGGGUGCCGUGGGUGUGAACCCCGGGACCGCACCCUGGACUCGCCAUCUUGCUGCCAGGAGCUGGUAGUGGACCGGGACUCGUCUGAGGACCAGAGCCCCCCGUUGAACCACCGCCUCGAUGGUCCCAAUAACGACAUGACCAAAAGCAUGCUGCGCCUCAACGAAGGAUCUCAGGAGGAGUGGGUCUCUCUGAGAGAGCUCCUGACCCGGUGUGGCCGGCGGCUGACGACCAACGAGCUCUGGGCUCUGUGCUACACCUGUCUGUCCUCGCUGCACGCCGACAUGGACUACCCAGCCUCCCUGAGCCCCGACACGCUGCACGUCGGCCGCGAGGGAGAAGUUCUGUUCCUGAAGCCGAAAAACAUCGGAUCCCGCCACGCCUUCUAUCUCGCUCCAGAAUACCAGGAACAUGGAGUCGUGACGGAGAAGGUGUGUGUCUACGGGGUCGCCGCCGUCCUCUGGGCCGCCGCCACCUUCGGUUCAGCGCCGCAUCAGAAGCCGCCGCUGCCUCCGGCGCUCAGGAGGCUCCUGCUGGAGAUGGCGAGGAGGACGCCGGUGGAGAGGCCGAGCAUCGCCGCCGCCAGGAGGGCCUGUGGGCUCCAGCUCUCCCGUGGGGGCGUGACCUCGGCCUCCGUGUGGAUGGAGCUCGUCUCCAGAGUCCUCUCGACGCCCCACAGCGGGGCUCAGGGGGAGGAGCCAGCGAUGACAUCAUUACUGAUGACCUCGUGCAGCUCAGCUGCGGAAACAUGAGGAAGAAGCUUCUACAUCUACUUGUUUUAUCUUGAAGAAGAAGAGACACACGGCUCAACAGGAAGCUGAAUGUUCCACUUCCUGUUUAACAUGUUUGAUCAUGUGACUGAGGGUCGGCCUCUGAGAGCCCAUUGGCUCCUGUGCCCCACAGCAAAGAACUGCAACUCCCAGAGGCCUUCACUUCCACCGCC
Molecule: messenger RNA, 2356 nt
Organism: Pseudoliparis swirei
Lineage: Eukaryota; Metazoa; Chordata; Actinopteri; Perciformes; Liparidae
Product: kinase non-catalytic C-lobe domain-containing protein 1
Exons: 13
Coding region: 177-2165 (662 amino acids)
Biological process (GO): small GTPase-mediated signal transduction
Molecular function (GO): guanyl-nucleotide exchange factor activity
Source: RefSeq, a predicted model, not a curated record